Molecule: messenger RNA, 282 nt
Organism: Pyrenophora tritici-repentis Pt-1C-BFP
Lineage: Eukaryota; Fungi; Ascomycota; Dothideomycetes; Pleosporales; Pleosporaceae
Source: RefSeq, a predicted model, not a curated record
AUGGCUGAGGCUCUUGAGGCUGAGGCAGCCGACGUUCCCGAUGCUCCCCAGGAAUUCGGACCUUCUCGUGUGACGACACAGGAAAAGGUCGGAAAGUCAGCCAUCCUUUCCCAAGGGAGACCGAGCUUAACAUUCACGCGCGCUCCCUCGACACCACUCGUGCCUGUGCCGUACAACAUCAACAAACGUAGACGCUGGCUUCGCGACUCACUCGCUUCGUCGUUUGCUAGCAUUGUGCCAUCGAUUCGUGUUGUGUGCACCAUUACGCCUGUCGCUCUUUAA